Messenger RNA from Manihot esculenta (cassava), 1292 nucleotides. Its product is annotated as F-box/kelch-repeat protein At1g16250. The record is from RefSeq and is a predicted model, not a curated record. Gene Ontology annotation, molecular function: protein binding. NCBI's taxonomy places the organism in Eukaryota, Viridiplantae, Streptophyta, Magnoliopsida, Malpighiales, Euphorbiaceae. The transcript has a single exon. Bases 59 to 1168 code for a protein of 369 amino acids.
CACUCUACCAAAUUCCCCCCACAUUCAGAGAAAUACAGUAGGCCAAAAGCAACUAAAAAUGGCUUCUCUUUCCUCUCAAUUACCUUUGCAACCAUCACAAGAAAAUCCUCCCUCAAACUAUUCCAUAUACGCAUCGUUUUGCUGUAGAGAUGCAUCUCCUAACACCAACAUGUCCAUUUGGAUAGAGUGUUACAGUCCUUCAAUCAAUGCAUGGCACCGUAUUACUAGGAUUCCUGGACUUAUUGAGAAUCAUGUCCUAAAGGGUUUCUCUAUGGCCUCCAUAGGUGACUCUAUUUACAUAAUUGGUGGCAGGCUUUGCCAUAAGCUACCUGGCCACGUCCAUGAUGAGCUAGACCUUGAGGUCCGAUCAUCAGUUCUACGGUAUAACGUACGUGACAAUGAGUGGCAUAAAUGUGCCUCGUUAAGCACACCAAGGUUUGAUUUUGCUUGCACUGUAAGUGACAAUAAAAUCUACGUGGCCGGGGGGAAGUGCGCACUGGCAUGCCCGCGUGGAAUUUCUUCUGCUGAGGUGUAUGAUCCAGCACUUGAUGAGUGGAAAGCACUUCCUAAUAUGAGCACUAUGAGAUACAAAUGUGUUGGGGUGACAUGGCAAGGCAAAAUCCAUGUGGUAGGAGGUUUUGCUGAGAGAGACAAUUCCUAUGCAGAAAGGCCUUGGCAUAUAUUGGAAAGGUGUUCUGCUGAGGUGUAUGAUUCAGAACAUGAAAAGUGGGACCUUGUGUUGGGGAUGUGGCAGUUAGAUGUGCCACCUAAUCAAAUAGUAGCUGUGAGUGGCAAUUUGUUUAGCUCAGGAGAUUGCUUAAAUGCUUGGAAAGGUCACAUCGAGGCCUAUGAUGGGAAACAAAAUAUGUGGAAUGAGGUUGAUGGAUCACAUUUGGAAACAUUAUCUUCUCCUAUUUCAACAUCAGAUGCCACAGAGGAAAAUUGGCCUCCCAUCCAACGGCUUUACCUUACUAUGGCACCUAUUGGGACCCACUUGUACUUCUUGGCCGGUUACCGGUUGCCAGGUGAGAUCUCAAGAUCAAUGUCGGUUGUCCACGUAUUUGACACAUCAGCAAAUGAAUAUGGAUGGAGAAGCUUUGAGCCCAUGGAAGAGGAAGGUGAAAAAGAGCUUUGCAGUCACUGCUGUGUUGUUAGACAAACCUUGUAGAAUAACAUGAAUAAAAACCUCCGUUGUAUUACCCACCAUACAAUUUUAUAUACUAAUCUGAAAUUAAUUUCAUAUUUGAAUAAAUAAAAUAAUUUCUAAAAUAUUUAUCUCCAAGUUGAUGAAA